ACACUUCUUGCCUCCUGCUGUCUUCCUCUUCUGCAAUAGUCCGCUCUGCUUUGUGUGCACGCUUUAUCAUGAUGCAUGUGGACAGCAUCUUGGGUCUCUCCUUGUUCCUUUCGCUGAGUUUAGGAUGGACGAAGGCUCAACAGACCAAUUACACCAGGCCGGUGUUCCACUGUGGAGGAGACCUGGUUGCAGACUCAGGCUUUGUUGGCAGUGAGGGUUUCCCAAGCUUUUACAAACCCAACAGCAAAUGUACCUGGCGUAUCACAGUUCCAGAGGGAACCGUGGUCAUGCUCUCUUUCCGCAUUUUUGACUUGGAGGCUGACUCACAAUGUCGCUACGACUAUCUGGAUGUUUACAAUGGACAUUCAAACUUGGUGCAAAAACUAGGUCGCUUUUGUGGAACUUUCCGGCCUGGCGCUCUUAUUUCAACCACAAACACCAUGAUGUUGGAGAUGGUGUCUGAUGCAGAGACGCAGGGAAGAGGGUUUGUGGCCUAUUUCAGUGGAGCCAAACCAUACAUAGAUGACCAAGAGUUCUGUGGGGGGAAGAUAACAAAAGCCCAGGGAGAGAUCAAGACUCCCAACUGGCCCGACAAGAAAUACCCACCAGGAACCAGCUGCUCCUGGCUUAUCACUGUGGAGCCUGAUAUGGUAAUCCAGGUGAAAUUUGAUAAGUUCGUCUUGGAGGCUGAUACCUACUGUCGGUUUGACUAUGUGGCAUUCUUUAAUGGUGGAGAGAAAGAUGAUUCACGUCUGAUUGGAAGAUACUGUGGCGAUCAGGCACCAGAGCCCAUUAUUUCCAGUACUAAUGUGCUACUGGUCCAGUUCGUGUCUGACCUCAGUGUGACAUCUGAUGGGUUCCUAGCCUACUAUACCAGCAUCCGACGUGGUGCUCAUGUACCAGCUGUUGACACAGGAGCUGGUACGAGGUCCAUCCCCCACAAACCUGCAGUCAAACCUCCUGCACCCAAACGUCCUGCCACCACUGCACAGCCACCUGUCCCCACCACCAAAUAUGUGCCUACUGAGAGACCCAAACCAGUCAAGCCCACUAGAGACCGGGGACAAGGUACCACAGGCCAGGAAAGGAGGGUGCCUAUCGUAAGGCCAAAUGGAAAGAGACCUGUGCCUCAAAAUCCUCUAUGCGCCAAAGCCUGUAAAAGAGAUGGAACCAUCAAGACCAGUUUCUGUGCCAGUGAAUUUGUGAUAACCGGGAAGGUGACCUCCCUGGCCCCUGGGCCCCGAGGCACUCUUAUUGUUAAUAUCUCCCUCAUCAAGGCCUAUAAGGCAGGUCGACUGACUAUAACCCAAGUUGGAGAGACCAUGUCAGUUAGGCUGUUGUCACAGUGCAAGAAAUGUCCGCUGUUACGCAGAGGUCUCAACUACAUUAUCAUGGGUCAAGUGGAUAACGAAGGACGUGGUACCCUGGAACCUGGUGCAUUCACAGCUCCGUACAAAGCCCCACACCACAAAUUAUUAAUGAAUAUCAACAACCAACCCUGUUAACCUCACGACUGUUCAGGCGAGGAAGACAACAAACACACAAAUCCAGACAUUACAAUGUGAAAUGCAGAUCUAUUAAAGGUAUAUUACAGUAAAACCUAACUUUUAACAUUUUAUCCACCAUCUUAAAGGAACACACAAGUUUAAAACAAACACAUGCCGAACCUUAAAUUUGUAAUUUAUAUAUGAAUAAAGGUUUUAUAUCUCUU
Molecule: messenger RNA, 1711 nt
Organism: Scatophagus argus
Lineage: Eukaryota; Metazoa; Chordata; Actinopteri; Scatophagidae
Gene: pcolcea
Product: procollagen C-endopeptidase enhancer a
Exons: 9
Coding region: 69-1505 (478 amino acids)
Molecular function (GO): protein binding
Source: RefSeq, a predicted model, not a curated record